GGUAAAUGAGAUCCCCCUCCCCCCCUUCCACUAGGCGCGGGUACCAUACACGCUGCCUGUUUUUAUCUGCUUCGACAUUCUCACAGGGGACAUUCUAGGUGCGCGCAAGUGUAGCUUGCCGCCUAAUUCCACAGUAUACUCACACGCUUCUCACUUAGCACCUUGCUUAGAGAUAGAGACCAUGCCCGCGAAGGCGAAAGCGAAGCACCCGGCUAAGGCUAAGGCCCCGGCCAAGCCUAAGGGGAAGGCGCCUCCCCACAAGGCUAAAGCUGCGAAAGCCGUAGCCAAACCGGCCGCGAAGAUGAAGGCUCCGGCCUUGGGGGCCCGGGAAGUAGAUGAAGAGGAAAUUUGUGCGGCCCUGUUAGCGGAAGAAGGGGAAGAAGAGAUCCCGGCCCGCAAGGGUCCGCCGCCGGUCAAGAAGAGAAAGGUGGCGCAGGAUUUCAGUGACAGUGACGUCGAGGCCUUUGGGAUCUCUCGCUCCGAAUUAUUAGCACAUCAGCGGGCGCCUUCCCCGCUUGAUUCUCUGUCCUCGGUAGAUGUGCCUGCGGAAAGUCUUGCGCGGGCUGUUUUGGACUACAACGGGGUGAAGUCGUUCCACAUUUGCAGCGCGCCCACCUGUCGGUGGUCGCGGCGUUAUUUUGGAGUUUGUGUGCCCGCUUUGCCAUUGUGCCGUACUUUGAGUGGCUCCCCUCCGGGGAAAAUGUUGCGGACGCAACUACCCGCGACGCUUUGUGGGCGCAGUUUUGUCGGGUAGCCCGGGUGCAGCUGCUCUCCUGUGGAGCUUUGACGGACGAAAUUCAGAGGUUCCUGACCACAGUGGCUACACCACUGGAAGACCCUUGCGAGUUGCUCCAGUCGAUUCCGGCUGAGGAUUUGCUUGCUCAAGUUUGAGCACUUCAGGCUUUCCUGGGAGUGUUUUUGUACAUGUGAGCGGAUUUUGUGUGCAGGUACUUGUCGAUGGCAUAUCCACUCUGUUUCAUGGAUU
Messenger RNA from Amoebophrya sp. A120, 985 nucleotides. Lineage: Eukaryota; Dinophyceae; Syndiniales; Amoebophryaceae. The record is from the annotation of a GenBank genome assembly.